AUGGCACCAGCCCGAAGAAUCAAAACUUUGCUCACCGUCAAUAUCUGCGUGUUCCUGGGCAUCGUGCUGUUUUCGGUGUACUGCCGGGUGUCGGAGCGCUCGGGCCAGUUACUGCAGGUGGACCGCGGCGAUCUCCGGGGCCGGCAGCCGCUCAAGGACGGAGCCCACAUCCUGCAGCGCCUGGAACACCUGGAACAAGUGGUUUACAACCAGCUGAACGGUCUCGCUAAGCCGAUCGGACUGAUGGAAGGGCCAGGGGGCCUUGGGCAGGGGGGAAUGGCAGCCACAUUGAGAGACGACAGCCAGGAGCUUGAUGCCAAGUAUGAGGACUACGGCUACAACGCCCAGCUGAGUGACCGGAUCUCGCUCGAUCGAACCAUCCCCGACUACCGGCCGAAAAAAUGCCGACAGAUGACCUACCUGCCCAAGCUCCCGCAGAUCGCCGUCGUCUUCAUCUUCGUGAACGAGGCUCUCUCCGUCAUCCUUCGCUCGGUGCACAGCGUGGUGAACCACACGCCCCCCCACCUGCUCAAGGAAAUCAUUCUCGUUGACGACAACAGCGACAAUGUGGAGCUGAAGUUUAACCUGGACCAGUACAUCCACAAGAGGUACCCCGGCCUGGUGAAGAUUGUGCGGAACAGCAAGAGGGAGGGGCUGAUACGGGCCCGGAUCCAGGGCUGGAAGGUGGCAACCGCCCCAGUGGUCGGCUUCUUCGACGCUCACGUGGAAUUCAACGUCGGCUGGGUGCAGCCGGUUCUGAGCAGGAUUAAGGAAGACCGUACGCGGAUCAUCCUGCCAGCCAUCGACAACAUCAAGUACAACACGUUCGAGGUGCAGCAGUAUGCCAACGCGGCCCACGGCUACAACUGGGGCUUGUGGUGCAUGUACAUCAUUCCGCCGCAGGAGUGGCUCGACCAGGGGGAUGAAGCUGCACCAAUCAGGACGCCAGCGAUGAUUGGCUGCUCGUUCGUGGUGGACCGGGAAUAUUUCGGUGAGAUCGGUCUCCUUGACCCUGGGAUGGAGAUAUACGGUGGAGAGAACAUUGAACUCGGCAUGAGGGUCUGGCAGUGCGGAGGCAGCAUGGAGGUUCUACCCUGUUCCCGGGUCGCCCACAUCGAGCGCACUAAGAAGCCCUACAACAAUGACAUUGAUUACUACGCCAAGCGCAACGCCUUGCGGGCCGCCGAGGUCUGGAUGGAUGAGUUCAAGUCUCACGUCUACAUGGCCUGGAACAUACCAAUGAACAAUCCAGGAGUUGACUUCGGCGACGUGUCGGAGAGAGUGGCCCUGCGAAAGAAGCUGAACUGUCGGAGUUUCAAGUGGUACAGGGACAACGUCUACCCGGAGAUGAGGGUCUACAAUGACACGGUCACCUACGGAGAGGUACGGAACAGCAAAGUGAGUGGCUACUGCUUAGACCAAGGGUCAGAGGAUGAUGACAGGGCGAUUCUCUACCCGUGCCAUGGAAUGACAUCUCAGCUUGUCCGCUACACCACCGAGGGGCUACUGCAGCUCGGACCUCUGGGGUCAACGCAUUUUCUGCCGGACACCAAGUGCCUGGUGGACGAAUGGAAGGUCAAAACUCCAAGUCUCAGGAAAUGCGAGGAGGUCCUCAGACCCCGUCAGAGGCUCUGGGACUUCACACAGAACGGACCAAUCAUAAACAGAGACACCGGCCGCUGCCUCGAAGUGGAGAUGGUCAAGGAUGCCAACUUUGACCUGAGACUGUCCUUGCAGAAGUGCUCCGGGCAAAAGUGGGUGAUACGGAACUGGAUCAAACCGAGCAAGCACUGAGCACCAUGGACCUCCGUUUGUAAAUCUGCCACCGAGCAACACUCGAGGGGUGGCCGUGGUCCUCGGAAUGUGGGAUCACUGUCUGUCUCAGUGAAGGAACACUGGCCAGCUCUUUCACAAACUCUGAUGGGGCGUGUACAGAGUUCAGUGGACAAUAGUUAUGUGCCUUUUACACAUAUGAAGUUACUGACUGGAAACCAGUCCCAACAGCAUGUACACGACCAGAAAACUAUAAGUAAUAAAAUCAGAAAAAAUGAAUAUAUUCUAUAACUCACUGAUACGAUUUUGGAAAGGGUGGAGAAACGGAGAUCCAAAGUUUGUAUACACAGACUUUUGAACGUGGUGCAGGAAGAGUUAUUUAUUUGUUUAUUGAGGUACAACGUGGAAUUGGCCCUUUGAGCCAUGCCACCCAGCAAUCCCCUGAUUUAAUCCUAACCUAAUCACGGGACAAUUUACAAUGACCAAUUAACCCACCAAUCAGUAUGUCUUUGGACUGUGGGAGGAAACCAGGGCACCCGGAGGAAACACACGCGGUCACGGGGAGAAUGUACAAACUCCUUACAGGCAGUGAUGGGAAUUGAACCUGGGUCGCUGGCACUGUAGAGCAUUGUACUAACCACUACACUAUCAUGCUGCCCCACCUGAUAAUCAUCAAAAGAGAAAAAAGAGAUUGACAUAUUUGUCACAUACAUUGUAACAUACAGUGAAAUGCCACAUUUGUGCAGGAGAUGUGUUGUGGGCUUCCAGUGCCAACAAAGCAUGCCCACAACACGCCAACCCUAACCUCUACUGUACUGUGCAAAAGUCUUAGGCACAUAUAUAUAGCUAGGGUGCCUAAGACAUUUGCACAGUACUGUAGUAAUUUUAUGGUUUGCACUGUACUGCUGUCACAAAAUAAAACAAAUUUCUUGAUGUAUGUGUGAUGAUAAACCUGAUUCAGAUAUAGGUCUCUGUUGUGGACUGAGAGUGGGAAGGGG
Molecule: messenger RNA, 2771 nt
Organism: Mobula hypostoma (lesser devil ray)
Lineage: Eukaryota; Metazoa; Chordata; Chondrichthyes; Myliobatiformes; Myliobatidae
Gene: galnt9
Product: polypeptide N-acetylgalactosaminyltransferase 9
Exons: 11
Coding region: 1-1794 (597 amino acids)
Biological process (GO): protein O-linked glycosylation
Cellular component (GO): Golgi apparatus
Molecular function (GO): polypeptide N-acetylgalactosaminyltransferase activity
Source: RefSeq, a predicted model, not a curated record